Messenger RNA from Lathyrus sativus (Indian pea), 2007 nucleotides. NCBI's taxonomy places the organism in Eukaryota, Viridiplantae, Streptophyta, Magnoliopsida, Fabales, Fabaceae. The record is from the annotation of a GenBank genome assembly.
AUGCUGGGUGACCACUCACCUCUUUUGGGUGGCGGUGGAGAUGCAGCAGCCACAUCAACACCCAACAUGACGGCGGAAGGUGGUGGUGGUGGCGGAGUUGGAUCAAAUUCUGAAAGUGAUAUUGAAAGAAGUAGAAUUGAUGAAGGUGAACGUAGCUUCAGCGGUAACCGGUGGCCGCGACCGGAAACUUUGGCGCUUUUAAGGAUACGAUCGGACAUGGAUACAGCGUUUAGAGAUGCAAGUGUUAAAGGUCCUCUGUGGGAUGAAGUUUCAAGGAAGCUAGCAGAACUUGGGUUUCAGAGAAGUGCAAAGAAAUGCAAAGAGAAAUUUGAAAAUGUUUAUAAAUACCAUAAGAGAACAAAAGAUGGUAGAGGUGGAAAAUCAGAUGGUAAAACUUAUAGAUUUUUUGAUCAAUUAGAAGCCCUUGAUCAUUUUCAUAACCACCCUUCAACUUAUCAACAACAAUAUCAGCCCCAAAACCAAUCAAAAUCGCCACAAAUUUCAGCACCAACACCAACACCGUCGCAAGCUGUUACAAUUGCGAUAACAGAAUCAACAACAGUAUCAAUGUCAUUGCCACCAGUGAUUAACACACCCAUUACUAUCCCUCAUGUAACUGUUUCAUCAAUUUCAAUGCCUCUAAACAAUAUUGUAACUACCCAAACCCAAACAAUGAAUAUGAUGAACCAAACAGUUUCUUCCAUUAAUCCUUCAACUAGUUUUCAACCAUCAACAACAAACCCUAUCACCACCAAUCCUCUUCCAUCUUUCCCUAACAUUUCUACAGAUCUGUUAUCCAAUUCCAUGGCAAGCUCCUACUCGACUUCCUCAGAAGACACAAUGGAAGAAGGAUCGCGAAAGAGGAAGCGGAAGUGGAAGGACUUUUUCGAGAGAUUGAUGAAGGAAGUGAUUGAGAAGCAAGAGGAUUUGCAGAAGAGAUUCUUGGAAGCAAUUGAGAAACGGGAGCAAGAAAAAGUGGCUAGAGAAGAAGCAUGGAGAGCACAGGAGAUGCUGAGAAUCAAUAGAGAGAGGGAAAUUCUUGCACAAGAAAGAUCUAUAGCUGCAGCGAAAGAUGCUGCAGUUAUGUCUUUCUUGCAAAAAAUUGCCGAACAACAAAAUCUAGGAGAAACAUUAAAUAACAUCAACAUUGCUCAACCACCUCCACCACAACAACCACAAAGAAAUGCAGCACCACCAGCAGCAUCACCAGCUCCAACACCAACAUCAGUGCCCGCACCAGCUCCAACACCAACACCAACACCAACACUAACACUAACACCAGUGCCCGCACCAGCUCCACUACCAACAUCAGCACCAACUUUAGCAGUACAAGUUCAUGCACCACCACCAUUGCAACCACCGCCUGUGACUAAGCCGGGCCAACCAAUUGUCCCACAGCAGCAAUUGGUGAUGAAUAGAGAAAUAGUAAAGUUUGAUAAUAACAGUGAGAAUUUCAUGGGACAAAGUCCUUCUCGGUGGCCGAAAGUGGAAGUUGAAGCACUGAUAAAUCUGAGAACAAGCAUGGACAAUAAGUACCAAGAGAAUGGACCAAAAGGCCCUCUAUGGGAGGAUAUAUCUUCAGCAAUGAGGAGCUUGGGGUACAAUAGGAAUGCCAAGAGGUGCAAAGAAAAAUGGGAGAACAUAAACAAGUACUUCAAAAAAGUGAAAGAAAGUAACAAGAAGAGACCGGAAGAUUCAAAGACAUGUCCUUAUUUUCAUCAGUUGGAUGCUUUAUACAGAGAGAAAAGCAAAGGAGACAAUUCUGGUGGCAGCGGCAGUGGCAGUGGUUUGAACCAGGUGGUGAAAGCGGAGAACAUGGCAGCUCCGUUGAUGGUGAGACCGGAGCAGCAAUGGCCACCUCAGCAAGAAGAGCGGAACUGUAGAGAGGAAGAAGAUAAUAUGGAUGAAGAUGAGAGAGGCAGAGAAGAAGAAGACAUGGAUGAAAGUGGUGGCGGUGGUGGUAACUUUGAGAUAGUUGCAAGCAAACCUGUGGGUGCAUCAGCCUGA